ACCUGACCGACCAGCCAUGGCCAUGAACAGCGGAGAGAAAGGAGGAGAAAAGUAGUAAAGAGGAAAGGGGGGAGUGAGUCUCCCGAGCAACGGCUCUCCACUACUAGCCCACAGCUCCCAAGAAUCUCUGCCAUUUCUUGAGCUGGUCGAUCCAUCGGGGAGGGAGAGAGGUCGAGGAGGCGGCGGAAGGGGAGAGGAUGGGGUCUGGAUCUUUCCUCAAGCUGCUGGCCAACAACUUCGACGUCCUCGCCGGGCCAUUAGUUUCACUUGCUUAUCCAUUAUAUGCCUCUGUGAGAGCAAUAGAAACAAAAUCUCCUGUUGAUGAUCAGCAAUGGCUCACUUACUGGGUGCUGUACUCGUUUAUCACUUUGUUUGAGCUUACUUUUGCUCCAGUAAUUGAAUGGCUUCCUUUUUGGUCCUAUGCAAAGUUGUUCUUCAACUGCUGGUUGGUCUUACCUUGCUUCCAUGGUGCUGCUUAUGUUUAUGAUCACUUUGUGCGGCCAAUGUUUGUGAAUCGUCAAAUAGUAAAUGUCUGGUAUGUUCCAAGAAAAGAAAACCUGAGUAAACCUGAUGAUGUGCUAUCAGCUGCGGAGAGAUAUAUUGAACAGAAUGGACCAGAAGCAUUUGAGAAACUCAUCAGCAAGUCUACGAGGCCUUCAACCUCCAAAAGAAGCACAAAGCAAUCUAUCUUGGAGGAGGUAGAAUCUGAACACAUGGCCAGGGCUGAAAGAGAAUCAUGGGGCGAAAAUCCAUUCUAUGAUAAAAAUUAUCGAUGCUAGAACAAUCUGUUGUUCACGACCACAUACUCAUCAGGUUGCCGGCUUAUCUGGGUUGAGGAUAAAGCUUUCCAUGUAUCUGACUUCAGGAUUUGUACUUUGAUGCAUCAUGCAUCCACUGAAUGUCAUUCAGUCCCAGUUCCCAGAACCAAUUGUGCAUUGGCUGAACUAUUGUAAAUAGGUGCUAGUGUUGACAAUAUCCCUUAGUUCUUAAAUGAUGUUAUGUAAUUCUGUUAAUCUGCCUUGCGUGGUAGUGACAACCUCUGGACUUGGUUGGCAGUUAUAUUUUUCCCUUCUUGGAGAAGGGCCAGAAUUCAAAAAUAGUCCUGAUAUCUAUAUUCUACUGCUUGCAAGGCAGAGGAGCUGUUGACAUCCCCUGCAUGAUCAGUCUACUCUGUCAUUA
This is a messenger RNA of Oryza sativa Japonica Group (Japanese rice), 1179 nucleotides long. Lineage: Eukaryota; Viridiplantae; Streptophyta; Magnoliopsida; Poales; Poaceae. The record is from RefSeq and is a predicted model, not a curated record.